Messenger RNA from Symbiodinium sp. CCMP2592, 1773 nucleotides. Lineage: Eukaryota; Dinophyceae; Suessiales; Symbiodiniaceae. The record is from the annotation of a GenBank genome assembly.
AUGGAGGAUCGGCUGCGACGCGCUGCCGAGGGCAGCGAAAUGGUGCGAGAAGCUGGCGAGGCGACACAGAGGGAGAAGUCAAGGCAGCUCCGACACCUCUUCGGUGGAGGCCCCCAGGUAGAGAUGCUGUCUAGAGCUGCAGACUCCCAGGAGUAUGAUUCUGGAGAGGUAGCCUCAGGAGCUCAGCAGUUGGAGGAGGAAGAUCUGGCAGCAGCAGCUUUGGAGUCUGAGCAUCCGCAGGGAGCUCUCGAUAUCCUGACAACGCAGAUGAUCGAUGAGCAUGUGAGCUCGCCCUCCGUGAGUGCUAGAGUCCAGUUGUGGUCUGAGAGUGAAGCCUCUCAGAAGACUGUGGCAGCUGAGUCUGCAGAACUUCGAGCGGCUGCAAGGAAAGUGAGGAAAGUGAAGCAAGAAGCAGAGGCUGCUUCUGAGGAAGAGAAGGACCCGCCGCCAAUGCAGAUGGUGCAGGCUCCUUCACUGCGUCUGGGACCGGUCGCUAAGAGAGAGGCUCUGGAACAGGAGCUGGGCCCGGUGGCUGCGGCAGCCUGCAACUUCGCUGCCGGGUUCGUGACACAGCAGCUGACAGCAGCUCACGAACGGGAGCUCAGUCGGCAAGCCCAGUGGCACCAGCAGGAACUCGAGCUCGCUGUCCGCCUGGCGAAGUCCGAAGCGGAAAACGAGGUCCUGAGGAAGCAGAACGAGACUCUUCUCUCGAGAGUCGGCGCCGCCCCGUCCGUGCCACUUCCGCAAGUCGCGGCACUGCUCCCCAGAGACGAGGUCCUGGAGGUGAAAGAGGAAGAGGCGGCUCAGGAAGAGCCACCGCAGGAAUUCGUCUACAGAACCUGCGAAAUGGCGGCAGAGCCGCCAUACUCUGUUCUGAGGCUCUUCCUCGAGUUCGCCUACGGGCAAGUGGCAGCCUCGGAUAUGGCUCGGCAGUCACUGCCGGCGGCGAUCGAACAGCAACUGCGGCAGUUCGAUGACAUCCCAGGGGGCCGACUCCUCAUGCCUGGCCAGUUGAAAUCCUCACUGGAUUUGGACCUGCUUCCCGUACACCCGGAGUUCCUGCGACUCCGUGACGUGAGGGACUUCGACGUCCAGGUGCCCGGCCACGACCUCGACACGGCGCUGCACCUGCUCCGGGAAAGCUACUGCAUGCCUUUUUCUUUGCUGGAGUUCUCGGUCCCCUCACGUCUCACCCCUCACUCCUCACUCUCACCCUCACCCUCACUCUCACCCUCACUCUCACUCUCCUCCUUACUCUCCCUCCUCACUCCUGAUUCGCUCUGCUUGGCCAAGGUGAUACACUUUUGCAGCGCACUGCCAUGUCGACGACUUCGCGCCAGAAGACAAAAUCAAGGGGCCACCUCUGAAGCUGCUGGCUCGCUGGGCUCCCAGCAACGCCGAAGACUGGACGUGACGAACAGCGACAACUUUCCUGCACUGGGCGCCAAAGAGAAGCCGCCAGAGCCUCCUGCCCCGGUGAGCCCCGCCACAGACGCGGCGCCACAGCCGCAGGAAGCCCUUGCUCCGGCUGCGCAACCAGCUGCUCCGGCCGCCCCCGCGCUUCCGGGCGAAGUCUCUGCCGGCGACGGUCUGGGGGUUCGUGGUGCGGCCACAGAGGAUGUGGAGCAGUCUCCCAAAGCUCCGGACAUCCAGCAAACACCCUCGCAGGCGAACGUCCGCCUCGCGGCCGAGGAGGCGGUGUCGCCUCCGCCACCGGAGCCGGCCAACGUGCCAAGCGACAGAAAGAAGUCCAAGUUCUGCACCAUCCUCUAG